This is a messenger RNA of Cyclopterus lumpus (lumpfish), 840 nucleotides long. RefSeq lists its product as uncharacterized. The transcript has 2 exons. Lineage: Eukaryota; Metazoa; Chordata; Actinopteri; Perciformes; Cyclopteridae. The record is from RefSeq and is a predicted model, not a curated record. The coding region runs from base 1 to 840 and encodes 279 amino acids.
AUGGCGUGUGUGAUGUGUUGGCUGCCAGCGGCGGCCCUGCUGCUGCUCAGUGGGACUGGAGGUGACAUGGAGCAUCUCCAAGCUGAGAACCUGAAGCUCCUUCUCCCAGAUGAGCACAACUUGGUCCUGAACCGUGGGGUGAGAGUGCUGCCCAGAGACUGCCAUGAAAUGCUGAUGACGUCUUCGGGCCAGGCCAGAGACGGAGUGUACCUGAUCAAACCAGCUGACUCCCCCAUCGUGGCCUACUGUGCUAUGCAGGAGGGAGGCUGGACCGUGGUCCAGCAUAUCACCGUCAAUAGCAGCGUGAAUUUUGAUCGUACCUGGGCUGAAUACAAGGAUGGCUUUGGGGCUGUAACCGGUGAUCACUGGCUCGGGAACGAAUACCUUCAUCAGCUCACCCUCGGCCCCGGGCGCUUUAAACUGGGAGUAAAGCUGGUGGACCGAGACGCCAUCACGAAGACGGGGGAGUAUGAUCCGUUCUUGGUGGAGGAUGAAUCGUCAGCAUACAGGCUGAGGCUGGGGUUGUUCCAGGGCACAGCUGUAGACGCUCUGACCCUGGACACAGAGAACUACCUGCAUGACAACCAGAGAUUCACCACUAAAGACAGAGACAAUGACAACUACUUCCAAAAUUGUGCUAAACUGGAGUUUAAGGGGGUGCCGGGAGGAGGUUGGUGGUACGACGCCUGUGCUGGUGCCAACCUCAAUCGCAGGAAUGUCAUCUACUGGCAGAAGGACUGCAACAAGGAGCGACUGUGCAAGUACGCAUGGAUGAUGGUGAAACCCACGGACACAGUGAAAGUGAUUCAAAGUAAAGACUGCAAGAAGGAUGAGCUAUAA